Messenger RNA from Molossus molossus (Pallas's mastiff bat), 2183 nucleotides. RefSeq names its product zinc finger protein 358 (gene ZNF358). Lineage: Eukaryota; Metazoa; Chordata; Mammalia; Chiroptera; Molossidae. The coding region runs from base 46 to 2082 and encodes 678 amino acids. The record is from RefSeq and is a predicted model, not a curated record. Gene Ontology annotation, molecular function: RNA polymerase II cis-regulatory region sequence-specific DNA binding; DNA-binding transcription factor activity. Gene Ontology annotation, biological process: regulation of transcription by RNA polymerase II. The transcript has 3 exons. Gene Ontology annotation, cellular component: nucleus.
GAGCCCCAGGUAUUGUUCUCCCCACUCUGAACCUGUGAGUUCAGAAUGCCCUUUCUCAAGAGGGGGAUCCAGGGAUUUCCUCUUUCCCCCAGGACCCCAGUUAUUGUUCCUCUCACUCUCCAGUCUGGGAGUCCAGAGUUCUGGAAGCGACUUUCCCAGAAGGGAUCCAGGAACCCAGGAGGAGACCCAGGCAUUUUUCCCCCACCCUCCAACCAAGGGUUCUGGAUAGAGGAGGACCCAAGCUUUCCACAAGAGGAGGAGUCCAGGAUGGAGACAGGGACAGAGCCAUGGAGUUGGGUACUGGAGACCUCUAGUGCCAUAUCCCAUGACUUCCAUCCAGAUCCUGCCCUGGAAGCAGCUGGCACUUCCACACCUGGGAUACGGCGCUCAGUCUUGGUCAGGAACCCAGGCCACAAAGGCCCGAGACCUGCUUUUGAAGAACUUGACUCAGACUCAGAAGACCUGGACCCCAAACAAGAAGACCCAGAGCCUAACCUGGAAGACCUCAACACUAUCUCUGAAGAUGUGGACCCCAGCUAUGAAGAUCUGGAGCCCAUCUCUGAUGAUCUGGACCCCAGUGCAGAAGCUCCAAGUUCCAUCUUAGGGACCUGUGCCGUGGAUCCCCAAGAUCUUGACCCCAUGUCUUCAAGUUUUGAUCUUGAUCCAGAUGUCAUUGGCCCUGUCCCCCUGGUCCUUGACCCUAACAGUGACACUCUCAGUCCCCCAGAAGCCCCAGACCUGGACCCCCUCUCAUCCAGCCUCACUGCCACCCCAGAAGGCCUGGCCACCAGCCAGGCGGUGCUCCCUGCACCUGCUAGUCCUCCCCGGCCCUUCUCCUGCCCUGAUUGCGGUCGAGCCUUCCGUCGCAGUUCGGGGCUCAGCCAGCACCGCCGCACCCACAGUGGCGAGAAGCCCUACCGCUGCCCUGACUGCGGCAAGUCGUUCAGCCAUGGUGCCACACUGGCCCAGCACCGGGGCAUCCACACAGGAGCACGGCCCUACCAGUGCGCUGCGUGCGGCAAGGCCUUCGGUUGGCGCUCCACGCUUCUGAAGCACCGCAGCAGCCAUAGCGGCGAGAAGCCCCACCACUGCCCCGUGUGUGGUAAGGCCUUUGGGCAUGGCUCACUGCUGGCUCAGCACCUGCGCACUCACGGGGGACCUCGGCCACACAAGUGCCCAGUGUGCACCAAAGGCUUCGGGCAGGGCUCGGCGCUGCUGAAGCACCUACGCACGCACACAGGCGAGCGGCCCUACCCGUGCCCUCAGUGUGGCAAGGCCUUCGGUCAGAGCUCAGCACUGCUACAGCACCAGCGCACGCACACGGCUGAGCGCCCCUACCGCUGUCCCCACUGCGGCAAGGCCUUUGGCCAGAGCUCCAACCUGCAGCAUCACCUGCGCAUCCAUACUGGCGAGAGGCCUUAUGCCUGUCCCCACUGCUCCAAGGCCUUUGGGCAGAGCUCCGCACUCCUGCAGCACCUGCACGUGCAUUCUGGAGAGCGCCCCUACCGCUGCCAGCUCUGUGGCAAGGCCUUCGGCCAAGCGUCCAGCCUCACCAAGCACAAGCGAGUGCAUGAAGGUGCAGCUGCUGCAGGUGCAGCUGCUGCAGGUGCAGCUGCUACAGCUGCAGCAGCUACAGCUACAGCUCCUGCAGCUGGCCUGGGCCUUAGCCCUGCUUCAAUGUUGCAGCCUGAGCAGGUCUUCUUGCAGAGUCCUGAUGCUGUCUCUAUGCUUAGCUCUGACCUGGGCCCCAGCUCUGGCCUGGACCCUGACCCUAGCACUGUGCUGGGCUCCCUCCCCAAUCCUAGCCCCAAACCUGGCCCUGACUCUGGAUCUACCCCCACUCUGGAUCCUGUCAAGUCCUCUGAUGCUAAGCCUGGUCACGAUGCCAAUCCUGAUCUUGUGGCCAGCCCUGACAAUGGAUCUGAUCACAGCUGGGACCCAGAUCCUGGGCCCAGCCUCAACCCCAACCCUGAGUCCCACCCUGACUCCAGCUUUCCCACCCAUGACAGCUCAGCCCUCACUACCUGUGGGAGUCCCAAGUGGGUGCAGGAGCAAGGGGCACUACUGGGGCCAGAUGGCUGAAGGGAAUGCCAGCACCCACGGAGGCCUGGUGAAGUUGUGUGUUGUACAGUUAGUAAAAUCCUCCCACUGCCUUCUGGCUCUGUUUCAUGGUUCUGUUUCUU